GGUCGAGCCGAGCUGGACCUGCACCUUCUCCCAGGCAGAGCUCCGCGACGCCGCCGAGGGCGCUGAGGAGGUCGAGGAUCUGCCGAAUCUGCACCUGGAUACCUCACGCGUGACGGACGAGCUCGCUCUGAUGCUGCAGGCUUCGGAGAAUGGUGGGAAGUGGCUGCAGAGACUUCUCUCCAGGCGGCUGGAGCGGGGAGCGCUGGGAGCGCUGGGAGUGGGCUCAGGCGCUGGCGGCUUUCGGAGUGAGACGCUGCCGAUGGAUGCCACUGACGACCUGACCCGGAUCCAGCUUAGUGAGCACCUGUGCCUGCUCGCGCAUGUGGACGUCCUCAACGAGAUGCCGGGCGGUUAUCCCCUCGGCUUGGGCAACUGA
This is a messenger RNA of Symbiodinium necroappetens, 376 nucleotides long. Lineage: Eukaryota; Dinophyceae; Suessiales; Symbiodiniaceae. The record is from the annotation of a GenBank genome assembly.